Molecule: messenger RNA, 1975 nt
Organism: Triplophysa dalaica
Lineage: Eukaryota; Metazoa; Chordata; Actinopteri; Cypriniformes; Nemacheilidae
Product: zinc-binding protein A33-like
Exons: 5
Coding region: 75-1574 (499 amino acids)
Molecular function (GO): zinc ion binding; protein binding
Source: RefSeq, a predicted model, not a curated record
CAGAACAGACAUAUCCAGGAUACCAGAAUUAUUGUAAUAAUAAACUUCGCAGUCGUACAUUUUGAAGCAUAAAAAUGGCUUUUCAGAAUUUAAUAUCAGAGGAGGAUCUGACGUGUCCUGUAUGCUGUGACAUCUUUAGAGAUCCUGUAGUUAUGUUAUGUAGUCACAGUAUUUGUAGAACUUGUUUACAACAGUUCUGGAGCAUUAAAGGAUUUCAGGAAUGUCCCGUUUGCAGGGAAAGAUUCACAGGAUCUGAACCACUCAAUAAUCUUGCAUUGCGGAAUCUGUGCGAUUCACUGCUGCAGGGAAGAAAUCAAGAAACGACAUCAUCAGGGGCUGAGAUGAUCUGCGCUGUGCACAAAGAGAGUCUCAAACUCUUCUGUCUGGAUGACAGACGUCCUGUGUGUUUAGUGUGCAGAGAUUCAGAGAUGCAUCUCAAUCACAAAUUCAGACCUGUUGAGGAAGCUGCACCACUUUUAAAGGAUGAAUUGAAGACAGCACUGAAAUGUUUACAGGAGCAACUGAAGGGCUUCAGGGAAAUAAAACAAACAUUUGAUGACACAGCACAAUACAUUAAAAUUCAGGCUCAAAAGACCGUGAGACACAUAUGUGAGGACUUUGAGAAGCUUCACCGGUUUCUACGAGAGGAAGAGAUGCUCAGAGUUUCUGCACUGAGAGAAGAGGAGGACCAAAAAAGUCACAUUAUAAAAGAGAAGAUUGAGAUAAUAGACAGAGAAAUACAAUCUCUUUCACAGAAAAUUCUAAAUAUUAAGGAUGGUUUAGCCACUGCAGACAUGGACUUUCUACAAGUAAGAUUACAUUUGUAUUAUUUGCAAGAUCAUAAGGAGAUAUUUCUUAUUAAGGAGAAAUUUUAUCUUGUUUUUCAGCGUUACAGCUUUUCAGUAGAAAGAACCCACAACACACAACCGAGUGCAGAGGUGCUUUCGGGAGCUUUGAUCAAUGUGGCAGAACAUCUGGGAAACUUGAGGUUCAAAGUCUGGGAGAAGAUGCAGAACAUCGUUCAAUUCGGUCCCGUCACACUGGAUCCCAACACUGCAAAUUCUCUACUUGUUCUAGCCGAUGAUCUGAACAGUGUUAAAUACAGCACUGACGGACAACACCAUCCGGAUAAUCCAGAGAGAUUUGACAAUUAUUACUGUGUGCUGGGCUCUGAAGGCUUUGAUUCUGGAAUACACAGCUGGGAUGUGGAGGUAGAUGACAAUGCAUGCUGGUCUGUUGGAGUAACCACAGCAUCGAACCAGAGAAAAGGAGAGGAUUUCUUUAAUGCCGGAGUCUGGCGUGUGCGCUAUAUGGAGGGUCAGUACACUUCACAGUCACCACUGCAGGCCCGCAGGCCUUUAGCUGUUAAACAGAGAAUUCAUAUAAUCAGAACGCAGUUGGACUUUAACAGAGGUUGCGUGUUCUUCUCUGAUGCUGCAACCAACACUAUCCUGCUCACUUUCACAACCACAUUUAAUGAGAGAAUCUUUCCAUUCCUGUGUAGCAGCUGUACAUGUUUUCCUCUGAAAAUAUUACCUGUGAAGUUUAGUAUAAGAGUGGAGGAUCGUAGUUAAUGCUGUUUCUGUCACUGUAUUUAAAACAUUUCAAAAUGAACCAUUGAACUGUGCAAUGUAUAUCCGUUAUAGACUGGAUAUGUGUGUACAAUUGAAAUACUCUUCUUAUAACGUCUAAAGAUUGGUUAAGUGUUUUCUGUUAUUGCAUAACUAGUCAGAGAUAUUGGUGAAGUGUUUUCUAUCAUUGCAUAACUAGUUUGAGAAAAUGACGCGGUUUCCCGUAUGGGAUUAAGACAGUACUAGCUGUUAAACAGUCAAAACAAUGUUGAGACAAAAACAAUGGCACUUUGUUGUUUUAAGACUUGUCAGAGCAAACUGUUUUUAAAUGACAGCUCAAACAUGCGUUAGUCUGGGACCACGCCCCAAAGUGUCUAUUUAUGUGUAAAUGAAAGUUUUUUUUU